CAUAAUAAUUAAUUGAUUUAAAUAUUCAUAGUCAAUGCUAGUGUCUAAUUGGUAAAUAAUAUCAACUUAAUUCAUCUUUUCAAUCAAAUUGUUUGUCAAAGAGCAUUGUUGUGCGUUGAACCCAAAAAAGUUGGCAGUGCUUCAAAAAUGAUGCACCAACAAAACAUCAACAAAAAUAAAUUUCUCAUGAAUUUAUGAUCAUUUUAAAAGAAACAUCUAAUAAAGCAACUUGAAUUUUCCGGCAAAGAUUCAUUCAAGUUCACAGUCAUAAAAUGGAAGGUGCUGGCAUGGAUGAUUUACCAGAGGAAGUGUUGGAGUUUAUACUGUCUUUAAUUUCUCCAUACAAGGAUUUACAUGACUGUAUGUUAGUUAGCAAGAAAUGGAGAAGAUGUGUAUUAAAUGUAGUUAAAAUCAAACAAAGAAAUUUAUAUAAAGCCAUUAAUGAUUUUGAUGUAAGAUGGGACAAAAUAACACCAACAGAGAUGGCACCAACCAUAGCUAAGAGAUACUCACAUACUGCAGCUGUACAUGAGAAUUCCAUGUAUGUUUUCGGAGGAUGCACUUGUGCAAUGACCACUUUUAAUGACUUAUGGAGAUUAGACUUAUCAAAAAGGCAAUGGAUUAGACCUGUGGCAAUGGGAACUUAUCCCUCACCAAAAGCUUGUAGCUCUUUGACUAGAUAUGAAGAUAUGUUAAUACUAUUUGGAGGAUGGGCUUAUCCCCCAUCUUACCCUCUUUACCAAAGUUGGCAUUUAUUUGAUGAGCUUCAUGUGUAUGACAUCCCGGGAAACAGUUGGAAAUGUGUAACUACCACAGGCCUUUCUCCAGCUCCAGUUGCUGGACAUUCAGCCUCAAUUAUUAAUAAUACAAUGGUAGUAUUUGGUGGUUUGCAUAAACCCAACACAGCUGUACACUGUGAAAAAUCAAAUGAAGUGUGGGUGCUAAAUUUGGAAGACUGGACAUGGAAGAAGCCUCAAAUUGAAACAGGACCUAAACCUCAUGGGAGAUUUGGCCAAACUCAAGUUGUACUUGACAAUGAAAAUAUUUUAAUUGUGGGUGGUUCUGGUGGUCCUUCAUUUUACUAUGCUGAUGCAUGGUUGUUAAAUAUGUCAGAUAAAGUAUGGAAAUGGUCUCAAGUUAGUAUAAAAGGGAAGUCCCAUGAACCUACAAAUAUUUGGAGCAAUCCAGGGUGCAAGAUUGGUGAUAAAAUAGUUGUUCUUAAUAAGAUAAAAAAUCCUGAAGUAACACCAUUAAGAUACCACUCAAAAAGUUCACCAAUAGAAGUUAUGAAUCCACCAGAUGAUGGGCGAUUAUCUAGAAUAGAUCUGGCAAAUAGACCAGCUGAUAAAGAUGACAAUGUCAAUGGCAGAAGGGGUACAUUAAGAACUCCUAAAAGAGAAGCAGAUGAUGAAUCAGCUCAUAUACAUGCCAGUAAAAAUCUAGUUCUUCAUGGACUGAAUUCAGGAGUGAACAGCAUGGCAGCAUUUAAUGGUCCCGACCAACGAAAACGGGAAGACGAACUUAAGCGAUUAGAACGAUUGGAAAAAAUGAAGGUUAAAUUUAAAACAGCUGGCAAGAGAGAAAAGAAGACUCAUUAUUUAGGAAUAUAUGUUUUGGACAUUUCACAAGUUUUAACCCAUUCUUAUGCAACAUGGUUGCCUCCAAAGAACAUAAACAUUGGACCAGAAGAAACAAUUUUAUAUACACUAGUUGAAGGAAAAUCUGAGCUGAUUAUGUUUGGCGGAAUACAGAAAGAGCCCGCUGAAAUUACAAUGGGUUAUUCAACUAAUUUGAGCAGUCAAAUUUCCAACUCUUUACAUUUUAUAACUGCUCCAAGUUAUGUUAUAUAAUUCUUUUUUACUUAGAUAAAUUGCUCAGUUACUGUUUCCAGUAAGAUAUUUUAUCAGUAUAAUCUGAAUUAUAUAUUUUUAAUUAUAUCAUGGUGCCUAUUAAUUGUUUCAAUUUAUGUGAGAUGUUACCAAACAUUUAAAAUGAUUUUUAUUGUAAUUUGAUUACAUGAAUGUAUAAAUUAAAUUUAUAAGUUUUUGCUUUAUUUUUUGUAGAAUUGAAAUAAAAUAUCAUUAUUUCGA
This is a messenger RNA of Aethina tumida (small hive beetle), 2090 nucleotides long. It is a transcript of the gene Fbxo42, whose product is annotated as F-box only protein 42. NCBI's taxonomy places the organism in Eukaryota, Metazoa, Arthropoda, Insecta, Coleoptera, Nitidulidae. Gene Ontology annotation, molecular function: protein binding. The record is from RefSeq and is a predicted model, not a curated record. The transcript has 4 exons. Bases 273 to 1850 code for a protein of 525 amino acids.